UUUAAAUAGUAUCUAGUAAGUUGCAAAUAUAAUGUUGCCAUUCCUGUAUUCGCAAGCGACGCCUAGUAGCAUGAAAUAUAACUAGAAAGUGUAUCAUAGAAAAUGUCAUGUUAUUUUCUUAAUAGGUGAUCAAAUCACGAUCACUCAUCAAGUAAUCAUCUUCGCAAUUGGGAUCGUUCAAAAUGCCCAAGAAAUUCGUCGGUGAAAAUAGCAAAGCUGUCGCAGCCAGAGCUCGAAAAGCGGCGGCAAAAGAAGCAGAAAAUACAAAAAAAGCUCUGGAAGCUGAAGAAAAAGCUUGGAAGGAUGACGAUAAACAAGUUCUUAAAAAGAAACAGCGACAGGAGGAGCUUGAAAAGAAACGCCAACAGCAGUUGGAAAAGAAAGCAGAAGUGAAAGCCCUCCUUGAAAAGGAAAUGGCAACUAUAAAAGUGGGUGGCAAACAACCGGCGUCAAAAAUAACUAGAGCAGAAAUCGUGGCUGUGACUGAGAAACGGAAUCAAGUAGCAAUGAAGAAGAAGGAAGAUGAGAAACCAAUUGAAGAGAAUUGGAAUAGGCUAACGAUCGAAGGUGAAACAGCACAUGGUAUAGAUGAGGCUUUAUCUGUUUUAAGUACAAAGGAUCCAGAAGUUGAUCGUCAUCCUGAGAAGCGUGUGAAGGCUGCGUAUGCUAGUUUUGAAGAGAGAACGAUGCCUAUUAUUAAGGAGCAAAAUCCUACCCUAAGGUUAAGUCAAUUGAAGCAGAUAUUAAAGAAGGAAUGGAUGAAAUCGCCUGAGAAUCCAUUGAAUCAAAAACUCCUACUAAACCGUUGAUACGAAACGCAUGUGACUGAUUAAAUGAUUCGAUGGAAUAUGUGAAAUAAGAAGACUCAUUAUAAUUAUAAUCACGAACAAAUCAAGUAUCUGUACACAAUUUUAUUGUAAACGAAUAAGUUAUACUCCGUUAGAACACAUAAAAUAACAUUUGCAUAAAAUCAUCUUUGGUAUAACUUAUACGCUACUACAUAGCCUCUACAUUGUAUUUUACACAUUCAUUUAAAAGAAAAGAAUUAAUUAAAGGCUGCGAAAAUUUAAACAGAA
This is a messenger RNA of Osmia bicornis bicornis, 1076 nucleotides long. RefSeq names its product coiled-coil domain-containing protein 124. The record is from RefSeq and is a predicted model, not a curated record. NCBI's taxonomy places the organism in Eukaryota, Metazoa, Arthropoda, Insecta, Hymenoptera, Megachilidae. Bases 183 to 809 code for a protein of 208 amino acids. The transcript is spliced from 4 exons. Gene Ontology annotation, molecular function: transcription coactivator activity. Gene Ontology annotation, cellular component: nucleus. Gene Ontology annotation, biological process: transcription by RNA polymerase II.